AUGGCUCUUGUUACCACCGUCUUUUUAUCCCUGUUUCCUACAAUCGUCUUUAGUACUGGUCUUAUCGUGGGACCUUCCGUGGUGGAAGUCACGCAGUCAUUCAAUGAUGUCUUUCCUUACGAAAACUUUAAUCGCAACAUCACUGUUCCUAUGUGGGAAACCGACCUGCUGAGUGGCAAGAAUAAGUCGGCGGUUCAAAAAGACCUCGAGAUGAUUGCAAAUGCUUCGUUUGUAGUCUAUGACCCGGACUUCUACAACCUGCUUGGUAUUUCGGGACCGUUUGAACAGAAGCAGGUCGAGGAGAUCUUCACCUUCCCCAAUCCGCCACUGUAUGCACAACGCCAGAUACAUGACGGAUCGGUCUAUGUGCCCGAAGAGAAUGCUCUGUUUGUGGCCGAGCUGUUCUCCCCCAAAGAAGGGCACUCUAUGAGCGCUAUCCCUUACGUUUGGAAGGUGGAUAUUACGGACCCAGCAUCCCCCAACACAACCAAGGUGUAUCCGAACCCCCCAUUGACAAUUGCGAACGGAGCAUAUCGGUUCAAUGGAUCGGUGUAUUGGGCACAGGAGGGAAAUUUUACGACUCCUAGCUCCAUCGUCCGCAUGGAUCCUAAGACGCUGAAGACUGAGGUGGUAAAGAAUAAUUUCUACGGCCAUCGAUUCAACUCAAUGAAUGACGUUGUCAUCUCCGAUGAGGGCGUGGCAUUUUUUACGGAUGGAUACUAUGGUUGGGACAACUUCAACGACACCCUCUUCCCCGAGUUAGCGAAUGGUAUCUACCGCUGGGAUAUGCGCACAGGAAACAUCAAGAUGGUUGCUGGCGCAGCAGAGGGUGCAUUCUUCAACCCCAAUGGCCUCGCAUUUAGUCAGGACCAGACCAAACUAUUUAUCACCAACCGAGGGAAUUCUAGCUCGGAUCCCCAAGGUGGCCGGACUAUCUAUGUCCAUGAUGUCACCUCUUCUGGGCUAUCAAACCGAAAUGUGUUCUCAUACUCUGAUGCCGGAUUCCCCGAUGGCAUUAAGACUGACAAGGACAACCGAGUCUAUGGAGCGGUGACUGGGUCGGUCGACGUAUAUGAUUUUCGUGGCACACUCCUUGGGCGGAUUAAAGUAGCGGAUGGUGAUGUGGCAGUGAACAUGGCAUGGGUGGAAAAUUGGCUCUAUAUAUUUAGCCGCAACAAGAUUUACCGCGUUGAAUUAAUGACAUCUGGCCGCUAA
This is a messenger RNA of Aspergillus caelatus, 1215 nucleotides long. RefSeq names its product SMP-30/gluconolactonase/LRE family protein. The record is from RefSeq and is a predicted model, not a curated record. NCBI's taxonomy places the organism in Eukaryota, Fungi, Ascomycota, Eurotiomycetes, Eurotiales, Aspergillaceae. The coding region runs from base 1 to 1215 and encodes 404 amino acids. The transcript is spliced from 2 exons.